This is a messenger RNA of Cryptomeria japonica (Japanese cedar), 1872 nucleotides long. Its product is annotated as UPF0481 protein At3g47200-like. Bases 202 to 1872 code for a protein of 556 amino acids. The transcript is spliced from 3 exons. Lineage: Eukaryota; Viridiplantae; Streptophyta; Pinopsida; Cupressales; Cupressaceae. The record is from RefSeq and is a predicted model, not a curated record.
GACACCGACGCAUAUAAAUCUAUCUAACGGUGCCCUUGUUGUGAAGCAAAUUUAUUUGUAGCUCGUUGUGCAGUUCAGCGUAGAAGUAAGUUUAGUACAUAAAUCUAAAAGGCCAGUAAAGAAAUAAGUGAGAUCAAAUCGAACAACCCUCAGGGCAGCAAUAGCAGCAGUUCUGUAAUUGAUGUGGGCUAUAACCUGAAGAUGAGUGAAGAGGAUGUAGUCAAUGUAAGCUCGGCUCAUGUCUUCCGCGUGCCAAGGCCCCUGAGAGAGUCCAACGACAGCUCUUGCAGUCCUCAUCUUGUUUCAAUCGGCCCUUUCCAUUAUGGGAAAGAGGAGUUGAAAGAGAUGGAGAAAUCCAAAUCUGAGGCAGUUCGAAGGAUGCAAAAGAGAAUCCAGACACAGAGGAUGGAUCCACACGCUUCUAUCAAGACAAUUGUUGAAAACAACAUAGUGCUCAAGGACAAGGAGAUCAGGGAGUUCUACGGUGAACGUAUUCCCCACUUCAAUCCCAUAGAGUUAGCGUGGAUAGUCACUAGAGAUGCUUGCUUUAUCUAUGAACUUCUUAUUAAUUUUUUGGGAAAGUCUUAUCCAAAUCAGUAUUAUGCGCAGGAAGUGACUGCAUAUUCCUGGAUAAAUGAUCCAGUUUUUAAUACCAAUCUUCAAAAUCCAACACUGGCUAAUCUUAUGGCUGACAUACUUUUAUUUGAAAAUCAAAUACCUCUGUGGGUUUUGCAGAACAUCCUCCAAAUCCAGAUGGGUGUCUAUUUCGCCAUUGUCGGCAAUAGUAACUUCUUCAUUCAAGGUGAAGCGGUGCCACUGGAAGCUUCGUCUCGCAAUUCCAUACAGAUCUGUUUUGAGAGUUGUAUUGAAUCAGUUAAGGCCGUUUUGGGAAUUUGGUGUAAGAAGAAGUCUUCGCGCUUUAGCUCCGCAAUUGCGCACCUUCGCGAGCAGGGCAAGGUAAUUAAUGUAAAGCUUCCAAGAGCAGUGGAACUCACUCGCAGAGGAGUGAAGAUCUACCCAGUGACAUCAGAAGAUAUAAGAAAAGGUGUGCUAAUUAACUAUACAGCCAUUCCCUUUACAAGAUUUGAUGAGAAAACAUCAACGCUUUACUUACCAGAAGUGAGGCUAACGCCGGAGUCAAACACAGUCAUGAGAAACAUGGUUGCCAUGGAAGUGAGUUUAAAAAAGAAGUACGAUCCAAGACCUUCGACACAGUUUUCCCUAUUUAUGGAUGAGCUGAUAGACGGCGAGGAGGACGUUGCUAUUCUAAGGAAGGCAGAGGUGAUUCACAACUUCCUUGGAAGCAACCAACAAGUGGCACAACAUUUCAAUUCCUUAACCAAAGGGAUUAACCCUUCUAUUGGCUGCAAAGUAAUUGAUGACGUCAGAAGGGGACUGCAUAAGUACACGAGAAAAAAGUAUAAGAUUCUUUGGAGAGAGUUCAUAAGUGCCUAUUUUUCAAAGCCAUGUCUGGUUGCAGGUUCCAUGGCUGCCGUACUGCUACUUCUGAUGACAGUGGCACAAGUGUUCUCCUCCUGGCCUAUUAUUACCAGAAAUAUUGAGUUCCUCUGCAAGAUUGUUGGUAUACUGCCCAGCUUCACGACUGCCUGGAGAAGCACCUAUAUCCAAGAGGAAGGGCUUUCGGGUAGACAAGACCUUGGUAUUACGGCCAACUGUGACAUCAUUGAAGGCAACUCUUGGGGGCUUGGUAGUGGAGAAGAGUGGAUUCCAGAUGAUGACCGUCACCCCUGGAAGAAAGAGAAAGCAUUGGCCCAUGCAGCUUGCAGGAAUGAUUUCUUGGUAAUUUUGGAUGCAGUUGUUGCUCCUGAUCUCGGUACCGAGGACCCAGACUCAAAUACAGAAGAAUCCUGA